CACGAACUCUUGGAUUUAUAAUCUGAGCACGCAAACCACUAAGUUAUGUAGAAUCACCACAGAUUAGGAAGACGUUUACAUACAACAACCAUAACCAUUCUCGUGGGGCUUGCUGUUUUCAUGGUGAUAAGAGACGUUUCAGCAGUUAAAGAAGUUGUAGAUGGGGUAGGCUUACAUCAUGAAGUAGAAAAAAGACAAGCCUCGGGGCUGCUUCAUCAAAGGUUAUCACAAAAAUCGAGACCAAUCUCGAUGACUCGAGGAGUUGGAGUUCGUAUGCCUCUGAUAACAAUGGAAGAAAUGAAUCGUUUUAUUCAACAAGCGAGCGAAACUGUAAAAUAUCGAGUUGAAAACAUGGAGGCAAGGAUUUUCCAAAACGGUGCCAUAUUGAAGCCAGGGACUCCCGCAUGGUUCGCUGCAGCUACUGCAAAAACUAAAGUCGUCGCAAAAAAUCUCUCCCAUCAUGCUUUGGUUGCUGAGGAAACUACAAGGAUCGUUGCUCAAAAGUAUCGAUUGAACAGGGAACAGAUUGUUUUUAAUUUACCAAUGGCUGACAUCCGAGACACCGAACUAGGUCGAGCCUGCCCCUUAAAAGUGGACUUUCCCUGCCGACCGAGUAAAUAUCGUGCCUUGGACGGCUAUUGUAACAAUGUGAAGAACCCCUCGUGGGGAAAUGCUGAUAUUCAUUACAGACGUUUCCUCCCCCCUGCAUAUCCUGAUGGCAUCAGCAGCCCUCGUCAGUCGGUCACUAAGGACUUUCUUCCGAGCCCACGUGAGGUCAGUUUGGUUGUUCAUAAGGAUGUUGACCGCCCUCAUAGUCACCUAACAACAGCGAUGGCAAUCUUUGGAGAACUGGUUUUCCACGAUAUCGCCCACACCGCACAAGCUGCUGGCUUCCAGGGUCACAGAAUCAAGUGUUGUGGAGUCAAGAGAAACAACUUCCAUCCUGAAUGUCUUCCAGUUUCCAUUCCUCAAGACGAUCCUGCGUUCGGUCCGAGUGGACAGCAGUGUAUGGAAUACACGCGCUCUUGUACUUCGCCACGACCUGGUUGUACUCUCGGACCCAGAGAGCAGACAAAUCAAGUCACGUCUUUCCUGGACGGUUCGUCAAUCUACGGAUCUUCGGUGGAAGAAUCCAGCCUCCUUCGAAUGCCUUUUGGUGGACUUCUCAAAACCCAGAAGAGCAGGUCUGGGAAAGAACUUCUCCCUCCCGAGUACCAGGUUGAAGAUUGUCGAACCGGUGCUGGUGUCCGAUGUUUUCUGGCAGGGGAUGUACGAGUGAACGAAAACGCAGGAUUGAUGGUGAUGCACACGAUAUGGAUGAGGGAGCACAAUAGAAUCGCACGUGCUCUUUCUGAUCUCAACCCUCAUUGGGGAAGCGACGAGAUUUUUGAGGAAGCAAGAAAAGUUGUCGGAGCCGAGCUUCAGCACGUGACAUACAACGAAUUCCUACCAAGGUUAAUCGGUCCAGAGAUAAUGAACGUCUACGGCCUCAAGCCCCAGACCAGUGGCUUCUCGAGUCACUACGAUAUCAAUACAGAUCCCGGAGUGUCUAAUGGAGUGGCCACGGGUGUACUGGGGUUUCUUUACUCCAUGAUGCCUCCCGUGUUUGACCUGUACAGCAGGGAAGCUCGCAAGGUGGGCUCAAUGCCCAUGAGUCAAACGUUCUUCAAUCCAGAGGGCGUAUACGACUCCAGUGGGAUGACCGAGAUCCUGAUGGGCCUGGUCACUCAGACGUCACAGACUGUUGAUGAAUUCAUAACAGGAGAAAUGACAAAUAGCUUAUUUUUCGAUCCUAACUCAGGGGAAGGCAUGGACAUGGCAGCUAUCAUUAUCCAACAAGGUCGUGAUCACGGAAUUCCAGGGUUCAUCCAGUGGAGAAAGUUUUGUCACCUGCUGCCACCUAUUCACAAUUUUAACGAUUUAAAUGCGAUACUGUUGCCCGAGACUGUCGAGAGACUGGCUCGUCUGUACAAAAAUGUUGAAGAUAUCGAUCUCUUUACUGGUGGCUUGGCAGAAAGUCCACUAGAGGGCGCCGUUGUCGGACCUACUUUCGCGUGCUUAUUGGGCAAACAAUUUCAACAGUUGAAGAAAGGUGACAGAUUUUGGUAUGAAAACGACAUCCCCCCUUCAUCAUUCAACAAAGAACAACUGAAGGAAAUUCGAAAAACUUCACUGGCCAGAAUUCUCUGUGACAACGCUGAUAUUAAUGUUUUCAUGCAGCCGUCCACCAUGUUGGUUAAGGAUUCCUUCUUGAAUUCUCAACAGACUUGUUCUUCUCAUACUAUAUCUCGAAUGGAUCUCGCCAAAUGGAAAACAGAGUUGUCAAACUUUUCUGUACCAGAAGAAAUUUUGAAAGAAUCUCUUAACCGCGCCUUUCUUCAAGCAGCAGAACUACAAGAAACAGAAAUGAGAACCGUGCUGACUAACGGCGUUGCUAGGGAAGGGAGUCCAGAAGCUGUCCACCUAGGAUUUCUUCGUCCAAAAAGACAAGCUCGCAUGAUUUCUAAUCAUUCUCUUGUGCUAGAACUCGCUUCUCAGGGGUUCGUCUCUACCAUGAUGAACAGAGGCCCUAAUCCCAGCGAGAUGCAAGACCUCAUGACUGCCCUGCCAAAAAUCGACCUGAAAAAGUUCAUUGAUAUUCCAGAAGAGGUCGGGUGUAACGAGGGUAAAGUUGUCCAGUGUGACCUCACCUCAAAGUUCAGGACAUUCUCCGGCCGUUGUAAUAAUGUCAAAAAUCAAGAUUUGGGAAUAAGUAUGACCACCUUUCACCGGAUUCUUCCACCUAUGUAUCAAGACGGUAUGAGCACAGCGAGGAGCCAUGGUGUUCAUGGGAGGCCUCUUCCUUCCCCAAGAGUAAUCUCGACAACAGUGCAUUAUGACGUAAGCGCUCCCCACAUUCGAAAUUCUUUGAUUCUAAUGCAGUUUGCACAGUUUUUGGACCAUGACUUGACUUUCACCCCAAUGAACCAAGGUCCCCUUGGAUCAGUUUUGAGCUGUAAAGACUGCGAUUCUGGACGUACUGUUCAUCCAGAAUGUCUGCCUAUUCCUUUACCCAAGAAUGACCCAUUUUACCCAGCCGUUGAUCUAACCACAGGACGACCAAUGUGCAUUUCGUUCGUUCGUUCAAUGCCUGGCCAACUAAAUUUAGGGCGGCGAGAACAAAUAAAUCAGGUGACGUCGUUCCUUGACGCGUCUCAAGUUUACGGAUCUGAUAAUUGUGACGCUCAGAAACUGAGGACCUUUAGUGGAGGAAGAUUGAAAACGACUCCUCAUCCUUCAGGAGAAAAUGACUUGCUACCACAAACUUCAGCUCAUAGUGAAUGUAGAGCGUCCUCUGGUGUUUGUUUCGAAGCUGGUGACUCUCGUGCCAGUGAACAGCCAGGACUAGCCACAUUGCACACAAUCUUCUUACGAGAGCACAACAGGAUUGUGAGAAAUCUUCAGAAGGUGAACCGUCAGUGGAGGGACGAGGAACUCUACCAGAAUGGACGCCGGAUUCUUUCAGCUGUCAUGCAGCACGUGACUUACAAUGAGUUUCUACCACGUGUCUUGGGCUGGGAGACGGCUACAAAGUUUAGAUUGAAGCUGGAACCUGAGGGAUAUUACAAGAGCUACGACCCGAACUGCAAACCUCGAAUUUUUAACGAGUUCGCCACUGCAGCUUUUCGCUUUGGCCAUAGCCUUAUCAAACCAAUGUUUCAGCGAAUGGAGAAAGAUUACAGGAAACUACAAAAUCCCUUCCAACUCAGAAGUGGAUUCUUUAAUCCUGAUGCGCUGCUUCAGAGUAACGUGGUGGACCAGAUAUUGAGAGGCCUAGUGGCCACUAGCAUGGAGACUUUGGACAACACCAUCACCGAAGAAGUGACCAAUCAUUUGUUCGAGGACAGUCGGGUCCCGUUUUCGGGAAUGGACCUGGCAGCUCUCAACUUGCAACGUGGGCGGGAUCACGGGCUACAGCCGUAUAACAACUAUCGAAAGAUCUGUAACUUAACGAGGGCGCGAAGGUUCGAAGACUUAGCCAAUGAAAUCCCUGUUAACAUUUUGACCAAGCUUCGCCAAGUGUAUGAUUCUGUAGAUGACAUCGAUUUGUUUACCUGGAUUUUUUAUCACAUCUACCAGACUGUCGGACCUUUUAGAACCAGCUACCAGACUGUCGGACCUUUAGAACCAGCUACCAGACUGUCGGACCUUUUGAAACAGCUACCAGACUGUCGGACCUUUAGAACCAGCUACCAGACUGUCGGACUUUUGAACCAGCUACCAGACUGUCGGACCUUUAGAACCAGCUACCAGACUGUCGGACUUUUUGAACCACACAUCAUUUAG
Messenger RNA from Limulus polyphemus (Atlantic horseshoe crab), 4326 nucleotides. RefSeq lists its product as uncharacterized. The transcript has 23 exons. Gene Ontology annotation, molecular function: heme binding; peroxidase activity. Gene Ontology annotation, biological process: response to oxidative stress. The record is from RefSeq and is a predicted model, not a curated record. Bases 121 to 4326 code for a protein of 1401 amino acids. Lineage: Eukaryota; Metazoa; Arthropoda; Merostomata; Xiphosura; Limulidae.